AUGGUCACUGGUAGUUACAUGGAUACGAGAUCAAACAUGACGAGUGUGAAUCGAGGAUCCAAUGUGGAUCUCGAGGAUCGAUUCCAGAGGGAGCUCGAAUCUCUGCUGCAACAGCACCGUAACCGGCAAACAUUCGGCCGAGAACGAGAACGCGAAAGAGACGUCGUCGAUGUGCACAGAAGCGGCAGCGCGCCGCCGACGGUGGAAGGUUUGUUGAGAGCCAUGGAUAAUCAGUACUUGAACAACUCCGAUUACAGAGAUAUCGGCAAUAUCAGCAGUAGCAGCACUAGCAACGGCGUCGAGCUUUUAUCCGACGACGAGCUGCGCUGGCACCCUGCGUAUCUCUCGUAUUACUAUUCGAACGAGCACUCGAAUCCGAGGCUGCCUCCUCCAUUGUUGUCUAGAGAGGAUUGGAGGAUCGCUCAGAGGUUUCACAACAGUGACUCUGUGUUUGAUCCCGUUGGGGAUUGGAGGAAGAAAGUCGCUGAAGUCGAUAACUCCUCGUCGCUCUUCUCCGUUCAGCCAGGUGUUCCCGUUGAGCAGGCGGAGAAUGAUUUGACGGAACUAAGGAACGCUGUAGCUCAGGGACGCUCUCAGAAGACUAAUCACGGCAGAGAUGAGCUUAGUGGAUAUUCCGGGCUUGGACCGAGAAGGAAGAGUUUCGCCGAUAUUCUUCAGGAAGGACUUGACCGGGACGCAGCUUUAUGCAGCCAGCUCUCUCGUCCUGCAAGCUGCAACACGUUCCGUGACAUGAACGAUCCUGCUGGUUUAUCGAAUUUCAGUGCGGGUGGAUUCGACACUCCGUUAGCGUUCCAUGAAUCGUUACAUUCUGCUGGACAAAACGGUUCAAAUACUAUGCUUGGAUCCACCAUGAGUUCUCCAGUGCCGAGGAAUAGAACUCCUGACUCUCAUCUGGUAGGGAGAUCUCCGGCCUCUGGUCUGCCUCCUAUUGGUACCAGAGUCGCUCCUGUCGAGAAGAAGAAUAAUUUUGGUGAAUCUUACACUGCUGCUGAUGUUGCUGACACGCUGGCGAGGUUGAACAUGGCGGAGAUGAGUCAUGUGAAAGAUAACCAUAUGCAGUCGCAGCUUCAGGUGGAGUUGGAGAAUCAGUCUGAUGUGAUGCGUUACAUUCCCAACGGCCAUAAGAAGGUUUUGCGGCAACAGAAUAUUGGUACGGCAGAGUCAAAUGAUCACUUGUUUUCUGCAAAUUAUGGUGGGAGUAUGAGUGGGUAUGGAACAAGCCUUGGUGCUUCUACGGUUGGUUCUCAUGGACAGGUCAACAUCCCUAAACGAACCUCCUCUUCAGCGAGUCUUUACUCUCCUUCAGACCGCUCUAGAUUGGGAGGCCUCGGUUUAUCUGAUGUCAAUAUACAGAAUGCAAAUAUCAGUGGAACGGACUUCUCCUCCACAGCUGGUGGUUAUUUGGUGAAUAACAAGUUGAAUUCAUUAGCUGAGCACUAUUCCGCUGAAGGCUCGCAUUUGAAUGGAGAAGGGGAUAGAAAAAACUUGAGUAGAUUGAUAAAUCAAGUUGCCUCUGAGCUUCACUCUCCAGUUAUGGACCCACAUUACAGCCAGUAUCUGCAAACGGCAUCGGCUACUGGUGCGCCAAGUGACCAUUCUCUUCGUAGAAACAAUUUCGGGGCUUCGAACGGAGAUACAGCUAAUGACUACCUCGCGAUGUUACUUGCUCAGAACAGGCAACAGCUGGGUAACCUCAGUGCUGCUAAUGCCAGAUUGUUUGAGAAUCCUUCAUAUGAUCUUGGCAGCAUGUAUCUAGGAAACCAUUUGCCUUCUCCUUCCAAGAAUUCAAGAAAUCUCCAGAACAUGCGAAUGUCACAAUCUCCUUCGAUGAUGAAAGUUCCUUUUGGAGGAUUACAGGGAUCAUCUCAUGUAGAUAUUGGCAGCACGACAGAAACAUCCUUACUGGAGGGGUUCAAGAACAACAAGACAAGGUCUUGGGAGCUUUCAGAAAUAGUUGGCCAUGUGAUUGAGUUCAGCAUGGAUCAGUACGGAAGUCGUUUCAUUCAGCAAAAACUUGAGACUGCAACGGAUGAGGAGAAGAAUGCAAUAUUCCCCGAGAUACUUCCUUUUGGUCGCACUCUAAUGACAGAUGUCUUUGGAAAUUAUGUCAUUCAAAAGUUUUUUGAGCAUGGUACAAACAAACAGAGAAAAGAACUCGCUGAACAGGUUACGGGCCACGUUUUGGCUCUCUCUCUACAAAUGUAUGGCUGCAGGGUUAUCCAAAAGGCGUUAGAGGUGGUUGAUUUGGAGCAGCAAGCUCGAAUGGUGAAAGAGCUUGAUGGGUCUGUCAUGAAAUGUGUUCAUGAUCAGAACGGUAAUCACGUGAUCCAGAAGUGUAUAGAGCGUCUUCCUCAGGAUUGGAUACAGUUCAUUAUUUCCUCAUUUUACGGGAAAGUCUUAGCUCUUUCAACACACCCUUAUGGAUGCCGUGUAAUCCAGAGGGUACUGGAGCAUAUUGAGGACACAGAGACCCAACGGAUCAUUAUGGAGGAAAUUAUGCAUUCUGUGUGCGCUCUAGCUCAAGAUCAGUACGGAAAUUAUGUAAUUCAGCAUAUCAUACAACAUGGUAAACCUCAUGAACGGUCAGAAAUCAUCAAUAAGCUUGCUGGACAGAUUGUGAAGAUGAGUCAACAAAAGUUUGCUUCUAAUGUUGUCGAAAAGUGCUUAACAUUUGGCGGUCCAGAGGAACGUCAGGUUCUAGUGAAUGAGAUGCUUGGUUAUACUGAUGAAAACGAGCCUCUUCAGGCGAUGAUGAAAGAUCCAUUCGGGAACUACGUAGUGCAAAAGGUUCUUGAGACAUGCGAUGAUCAAAGUCUUGCUCUCAUCCUCUCUCGCAUCAAAGUCCACUUGAACGCAUUGAAGAGAUACACUUAUGGGAAACACAUCGUUGCCCGGGUUGAGAAACUUGUCACCACCGGAGAGAGAAGAAUCGGGCUCUCGUCGUCUCUAACUGCAAAUGCUACUUCUUAA
Messenger RNA from Microthlaspi erraticum, 2991 nucleotides. The record is from the annotation of a GenBank genome assembly. Lineage: Eukaryota; Viridiplantae; Streptophyta; Magnoliopsida; Brassicales; Brassicaceae.